AUGGGAGAACUUCCUGAUAUCGGAGCGAACGAGUUCUUGUACAUCCUGGAUCCUUCUCGGAGACAUUCCAUUUUUUCGGAAUCGAUCAACCCCGACAUGGACUCGAACGUUACGGUGCCCUUCUUCAACAAAACGUCCGAAGAGGCUCAGAAACUCACCGAGGAGACCAGCGGGAUAUUAGCUUUCAAAGGGCUUGACUCCGACCAGAUACAAGAAGUCGUAAACGCCAUGGCGGACAUCAAAGUAAAAUGCGGCGAUUGGGUCUUCAAACAGGGCGACGAGGGCGAUUCGUUUUAUGUGAUCCAGGACGGAAUAUUCGAGAUGAGCAAAGAGGAACUGGGAAAAUCUAAAGUCCUCCAGAGGCUCGAGAACAAGGGCCACUUCGGCGAGAUCGCCCUCUUGUACAACAUGCCUAGAACGUGUAGCGUCGCGGCUCUUUCAGACGGCAGUCUCUGGAGGAUGGACCGGGUCACGUUCAGAAAGAUCGUCGUAAACGGUGCCUUCCGGAAGCGUAAGUUCUACGACGAGGCCCUCUCCUCGGUGCCCAUGUUCCGCGUCCUCGACACUACAGAGAAGAACAAGCUCUCGGACACCCUCGACACGAAGAUUUUCAAAGACGGGGAGGUCGUGUUCAGAGUCGGAGACAAAGCCGGCGGGAUGUUUUUCGUCGAAUCGGGUAGCGUACUCGUGAAAGAAGGGAACGAAAACGGGACUGUCCUUUCAGUUCUGAAGAAAGGCGACCACUUCGGUGAAAUUUCCGUAAUGCCAGAGGAAAACCGAAACGCCUAUAUCGCUUCAGGGUCAGUACGCUUAGCUUUCUUGCAGACAGAUUGCUUUGAAAGACUGCUCGGCUCCUGCAAAGACAUUAUGAAAAGAAAAUUCAACUAA
Cimex lectularius (bed bug) is the source of this 888-nucleotide messenger RNA. Its product is annotated as cAMP-dependent protein kinase type II regulatory subunit-like. Bases 1 to 888 code for a protein of 295 amino acids. NCBI's taxonomy places the organism in Eukaryota, Metazoa, Arthropoda, Insecta, Hemiptera, Cimicidae. Gene Ontology annotation, cellular component: cAMP-dependent protein kinase complex. Gene Ontology annotation, biological process: regulation of protein phosphorylation. The transcript has a single exon. The record is from RefSeq and is a predicted model, not a curated record. Gene Ontology annotation, molecular function: cAMP-dependent protein kinase regulator activity.